GAGGCGCAAGAUGACAGCAAACGAAUAAACGAGGGAUAUGAGCUUACUCUUUCCUAAAAAAUGACUAUAGGUUGCUGCAGUUCUCUACAGGGCUCAGGAACCACCGUUCAAGAGAUGCUGUGCUCCAACGUCUCCCUGGCGCCGCUUGAUAACAACAACGUCAAUGACUCCGCGUGCAGAACAGUUUCUGUUGGAUUCCCAAUAACCAUGAUGGUCACUGGUUUAGUCGGGAACUCUUUGGCUCUUAUUCUAGUGUACAUAUCUUACAGAAGGAAGGAGAACAGGAGGAAAAAGUCUUUCUUGCUUUGUAUUGGAUCUUUGGCGCUGACAGACCUGUUCGGACAGCUUAUGACAAGUCCCAUUGUCAUCUCAGUGUACCGGGCUGGUCGCAAAUGGGAAAACAUAGACACAGAUGGUUGCCUGUGCUCAUUUUUCGGGGUUUGUAUGACAACUUUUGGAUUGUGCGCUCUUUUCUUGGCCAGUGCCAUGGCGAUAGAAAGAGCCAUGGCGAUAACGAACCCGCACUGGUACUCCAACCACAUGAAGACAAGUGUGACUAAACAAAUUCUGGGCGUCAUGUUUCUUCUCGUGCUGCUCUUUGCCCUGCUGCCCAUCGCUGGAGUCGGGGAGUAUCAGAAGCAGUGGCCGGGCACGUGGUGCUUCAUCAGCACCGGGGACAGCAAAGUGCCAGGAAACACGGUUUUCGCCGUCACUUUUGCCGCGCUUGGGAUUUUCUCUCUGCUGGUGACCCUGUCCUGCAACGUAAUGACGAUCCGGGGUUUAAUAAUCCGAUGUAAAACUAAGUCUGGCGCGUCUCAGUCUUCAAAACAGUGGGAACGACUCACCACAGAAACUGUCAUUCAGCUGAUGGGCAUUAUGUGCGUCUUGCUUAUAUGCUGGUCUCCUCUGCUGGUACUGAUGCUGAAGAUGAUCUACAAUCAAAUGUCAUCCCAUGAGUGUGGCCUAUCAUCAACAGCUAAUAACAGCAGGACUCUGGAUUGCAACUUUUUUCUGACAGCGAUUCGUCUGGCAUCCCUCAACCAGAUCCUGGAUCCAUGGGUCUACCUGUUGCUCAGAGAGAUCCUCCUGCGCAAGUUCUGCAUUGUGGCUAACGCUGUCUCCAACUGCUCCACAGAGGAUCAGAAGGGGACACAGACAGUCCUUGAUGCUCUUAACAAACAGAACCAAAAGGGUAACAAACUUGGCAUAAAUCAAAGUAAUUGAACCGACAAAGAAGAUGAGGAUUACUUGGAGUAGUUGAAAUUGGUUGGAGAUGGAGAAAAAAAUGGAUGACUACUCACACACAUUGUGCAGUGUGUUUGAGUCAAGCCUGCUCUGAGCAUUUGUGUUGUUCGCAGCACUUACAAUUGAAACUCUCUUAACCAGCAUGUGGAAGCAUGACCAUGUCUCACAAGACUCACAAAAUCUAAAUGAUGGUGAAUUUCAGUAACCUCAAGCCAUAAACUGACCUAACACACCCCUGCCAUGGCUGUGUGCUUAAAACAAGCCCAUAAACUCAGCUGUAAUUACAUUUAAAAACGCACAGGCCAAAUGUAAACUUAAACAGAAAUGUCUCAGAAUAAACGUUUUUCUUAAAAAAAAAAAAAAAAAAAAACGUUUUUUUUUUUUUUAAAGCCAAUAAGAAUAUUUAUCUUUUUCAUUAUAACAUAUUACUGCUUUUGCGCUAAAUUCUCACAACUCUGCCUGUUUGGUAGAAAUUGCUGUAAAUUUAUAACACGGCUGUCCUUGGCAUGCAUUAAGAAGUAAGAAAUGUGAAGCUGUAAGUUUGUGGGGUGCAUCCCUUCCAAGCAUAAUGUAUCAUUUAUCAUGCAGCAAUUUAAUUAAUUAAUUGUAUACAAUAGUCCGGGUGAAUACUUGAUUCUGAUUGGCUGCUGGCUGUGUGUUAAAAAGUGAUAUACCACAGGAUAACCGCAUUGUGACAACAGAAGUUCCGGUCACCUAGCUUAAAUGUUUUGUAUCACUGCGCCGGCUUCUUUAAAACAACCUUUUGCUUCAUCAUUUGGACAAAAAUAAGCGGUAAGAGGCGAACUUUAUCUCUGAACUGAUGCUUUAUUCAACCCAUCGGCAAGGUCAGCAUAUAUAUAUCGCUUUAUAUCGCCGAAUCUUGACUGCAGCAGUGGUGUGGCGCAAAGCGGACUUUUUGUUACAUCGCGCCGUACCACGUAACAAAUAGCCCGCUUUUUUUGAGAAAAGUGAUUCAAAUCCUCAUGGAAGCCUUCCACGGCGUGCGUUAAAAAGUGAUAAUGCAUACUUCGUCGGCCAUUAACGCUUAAUUAUUAUUGUAUCUGUGCCAUUAUCAAAAUUCUGAUUUCAGGAGAGGGGGUUGUAAAUUAGGAGCAGAUUGUGCCGGCAUUGCCUGUCAAAAAAGAUAGAAGUGCCAUAAGUCUACACCAACUUUUGUAGAAAAUGAAAGAAAAGAAAAACGUUGGAUCACAAAAGAGUCAUAUAAAUAUCCAGAUAAUGCACCUGGAGCUAAAGUUUGUCAUAUAAAUUUACCUCUAAUUCUAAUUGCUUUAAAAUAUAAUAUCCUAGAUUUCUUGCAAACCAUUGUGUUGUAUUCAUUCUGGGGGUCUUUUUUCUGUCAGGGAUUUUGUCUCCCCCCACCCCCCCACCCCACCCACCUGUAGUCUGAUGCCAUAAAAUGAUACGUUAAAGGCAACAACAUGCAGAUGUGACACUGUGAAAUAUGCUGUUAGUGGAGUUUCCCUCCUCUAACAUCACUUUAUUAUAAGUAAAGGGCAUUUUUAUGAACAAUUUUUUGAAUUUCCAUUUUUUUCUUUUUGCUUUACCUCUUUGUAAAUUUGGCGCAAACUCCAAGUAGAGGCAAACAUUUAUAGUCUUUCAGUUGCCAAGUACAAUUAAUCUCAGCCUUUUACCAUGUACCUUUCGAUUGGAUGACAGUUUUUUUAGUGCCAAAUUUCUCAAAGAGGCGUUUGUCCUUCAAUUUUGUAAAGGUUGUUUUUGUGCAGCUCAGUGCGCAACAUCUUCUAAUUGUUGGUCAGGCUGUUAAUAUUUUUAUCAAAGCUGGUAAAAGAGAUCACUUCAAGGUUUGGUGCAUUUACUGUCAUGGCAACCUUGAUGUUUUAGGACAAUAUUUCCACACAGCCAACAUCCAGCUCUAACUACAAGAUGAGGUUAAUGUGUGCCAUCUGUCAUCCAUACUCUUCUCUUUAGACUUUUAGCUCCAAAAAGACACACAGGCUCAGUGGUGAUGAUGACCCCAUCGGAAAUUGUUAUCUUUGAAAAAACACACUAGGAAAAACAUUUUCUGCUCCCGUUCAUGCCUUUAUCUACCAAUGGAGACAGUGCAGAGAUAACAGUUGAUCUUGUGUAGAUUUUAAAGCAAUUUGCUUUUAGUGAGGCACUCAAAGGAUUAGCCUUGUUUGGUAAGAAAUAAAAAAAAAGCAUAAAGCAAAGAAAACUGACUGAACAUUUUAUGAAUUGUCUUGACAGUUACUGCUGAUUUUGGUCCUUUGCUGUGACAAAAAAGGGGUGUUUGUUAAACAGAGAGUGUUUUAGUAGUACUUUUUUGGAGAAUAAUGAGCUGAAGUUGUGGGUCUGCAUCCCAGACUUUAAUUUAAACAUGUAACAAUGAGCUCAGAAUGAAACCCUUUGUGGUUCCGUUUUCACAUUCAAAACAGUGAAAGUAUCUACUGAUCCAGCUGUCCAGCUGAUGUCCAUCCAAUUCUUGCAAAUGUUUUGGCUUUUCAAGGCUCCUGCUUGGCAAGGGAGAAAAACAAAUCAUUUUUGGAAUAUUUGUUUUCAGUUGUCUCGUCCUACUCAUGGCUAUAAGAUUAGCAGCAAAAAAAACAUCCCAACCUACCCCCACAGUAGAGGAGAAAACAGCAGUAAAUAAUUUAAACAUGAUACAUUCCUUAAUGGGUCCAGAAAAGCCAACGCAAUAUUUACAGGGAGCAUUUCCUGUUGUCGCGCCGCAGAGUUUUACUUAUUAUAAAUUAUGUACGAUUAUCCGAUCCGAGGGAACUACUGAGUAAUAUCAGACUGGAAGCACCUUCACUUUAAUAAUCCACAAGGUGCAAUCAUAAAAGCCAAUAGCGGUUAAUGUUCAACCUAAUUAAAAGUUGUCAAAGUUGUGAAAGAGCCUCUAUAGGACAGCAUUGAGUCUUACAGUUCAGACUGGAAGAAAGGCUGUGCCAGGAACAGGUCAUUUUAACCAGGAUUUCCAGGAGUGUGCUGUGAUCUAAUGAGUUUGUGAGACCAAGAGAAUCAAGAAAUGUCGGAUAAUUCCUUUUUCCUCCUUCAAGCUACUAAGCUAAGCAUAUGACUUGAUGAUAAAUAACUUAUUAAAAAUGUAUUAAAAUCUUCCCCAAUUUCCAGUUCCAUGAUGUUUAACAGCUUUUUUACAGGGUAGUAGUUGGGAGUUUGCUUACUUGAAAAAUGUUCAUAUGCCUAAGCACUAUUUAAUUGUAUUAUUUAUGCCUUUUUUUCAAACAAUAAGGUCUAACAACCUCUGCCUUGCUGUUUAUGCCGCAAACCAUCAGAAUACUCCUCCAGAUUUGAGGUGAUAGUACUUGCUGAAAGAGUGCUCAGGUGAUCUCUGUUGAAACUGCCUGAUAAGAUCUCGCUAGUUUCUUGUUUUUGAGGCUUUAAGAAAUGACAAACACACCGAGUGCCAUGAUUUGUUCACCGAUAAGUUAUCUUAUGGUCUCAUGCUGCUGUUUUGUCAGUCAUGAAAAUGACUUGAGAAAGUUUGUUCAAACAUUUUCUACAAAAAUAAACAGAUAGCGUGGCUUAUAAAUGACAAAAAUAUAUUUACUGUACAAAAAGACAUCAGUUACCAUUUAAACAAUAGAUUUUUUUAGUGAUUGAAAGUGUUCGUCCGACAUGCACACUGACAGCUUUGGUCUUACCAGUCAGCAUUCCAUUGAUGAAUGUAAAAAUAGAUUUAUCACAUGCACAUCUUACCUUUUGUUUGUGUGAUACUUUUGAAUUUUAAAAGAAAAACUUAACAGAUUUAAGUUUCUCUGAAUUGUCAAAUUGUGUUUCUCCUAAAACUGAGACAUGAAUCUCAGAUGAGGGCUACCUGGACUCCAUCCCAGCCAUCAGUGCCGUGCUCGCACUGCUUUCCUUCAGUUUUCAUCUAAAGAAUGCUGUAAAUGUUCCAGCCUUUUGUAUUUCUGUCCUUCAGAUAUUUAACAUCAUCUGUCACAGGUGCACUUAUGUAACAAGCUGCUUUGACCAUUUAAAUGUCUAAAAAUGUAUCUUUUUAGUGCGUAAAAUUGCUGUCCUCUGAUUGAACCAUAUCAGGGUGUUGUAGUUUUAGUACAGAUAAUUAAUGAAGUUUCUUUACAUGCAUUAGGAUUGAUGCUGCUGUUGUAGCACAUGUACAGUAGUAAAUUAAUACUUAGCUUCAAUGUCAUCCCAUGAAUGACUGUGACAAAUGGACUGUGUUUUACAAGAACUGACCCUCUUAAUGAUGUAUCAUCAAGGGUGAAAACAGCAAUUUUCUGGCCAGUGACAGAGAAAUUAGGGCACCCGGAUACAUGAUCAUUAAGUAACCCUUAUUUAAAGCUGGCAAGGCAGCUCUGACAAAAGAUUUUACAUCUUGUGAGCUGUGGUGUAGUGCAAUAACAAACACAUAUAGAAGAUAAUACUAACCUAAACUGCUGUUUUAGGGCAGAAAGCUACUAUGUGGUAAUAAGCAGAAAGAGAAAAUCAAAAGCUCAUUGAGUGAAACAAGGUCCGAUUUUACAUAUUUGUAAAGAUAUUAUUUUCUGUGCAUAAGAGGCAGGAUAAAGUUAUUGAUAUAUGCCUGCAAAUAAGUGAGGAAUUAUAAAAAUGUUGAAUGUUUUUGUGGUUGAAACUUGUACAGACUUCUGUUGUUUGUAAACCUUACAUUAUGUGUAAAUAAAGCUAUAUUGUGUUUUCUAGA
This is a messenger RNA of Oryzias latipes (Japanese medaka), 5914 nucleotides long. RefSeq names its product prostaglandin E receptor 3 (subtype EP3) (gene ptger3). NCBI's taxonomy places the organism in Eukaryota, Metazoa, Chordata, Actinopteri, Beloniformes, Adrianichthyidae. Gene Ontology annotation, cellular component: plasma membrane. Gene Ontology annotation, biological process: adenylate cyclase-activating G protein-coupled receptor signaling pathway; intestine smooth muscle contraction; negative regulation of gastric acid secretion. Gene Ontology annotation, molecular function: prostaglandin E receptor activity. The record is from RefSeq and is a predicted model, not a curated record.